AGCACACGCAACUAUUUUCAGCAUGUCAUGCUUGUUAUGCAUUACUCUUCGUUAGUUCAUGUCAGUCUUGCAAAUGUGUUGUUCUCAAGUAUUAAUAUUAUUCUUUUUAAUUAUAUGAUAGGUUAUUCAUGAAUAUCUUAAUUUAAUCACUGUAUUGUUUAGACGUGAGAAGCAAUGAAGAUGACAACAAUUCUAGCUAAGCAUACUCUUCACAGUGGAAUUUUUCAUCCUGUUUUACGACAGUGGCAAUCACCAAAUGUAGAGAUUACUGUCAAUAAUCUUAUGUAUCCCAUAUUUGUGUCAGAUGACGAAAAUGCAAAAGAAGCUAUUAGUAGCAUGCCUGGUGUAUAUCGUUAUGGGAUUAAGCAAUUAGAAAAGAUGUUGCAACCUUUAGUUGCAAAGGGACUACAGUCUGUAUUGUUAUUUGGUGUAUCACAACAUCUUGAAAAGGAUGAAAUUGGAAGCAAUGCUGACAGUACAAAAAAUCCUAUAAUUCAAGUUGUACCAGUAUUACGUAAGAAGUUUCCUAACUUAUUAAUAGCUUGCGACGUGUGCUUAUGUGCUUAUACAAUUCAUGGACAUUGCGGCAUUCUCAACAAUGAUGGCACCAUAAAUAACACAGCUAGUAUUCAGAGGAUUGCUGAAGUUGCAGUAUCAUAUGCUAAAAUUGGUGCACAAAUUGUUGCACCAUCUGACAUGAUGGAUGGCAGGGUAAGCGCGAUAAAGCAAGGUCUAGCUAAUGCAGGAUACUCAAAUAAAGUAGCAGUUAUGUCAUAUGCUGUAAAGUUUGCGUCAGGACUUUACGGGCCUUUCCGGGAUGCAUCGCAGUCUGCGCCAAAGUUUGGUGAUCGUAAAUGUUAUCAGUUACCUCCUGGUAGUAAUGGAUUGGCAGCAAGAGCUGCUGCAAGAGAUGUUGACGAAGGAGCGGACAUGCUGAUGGUGAAACCAGGAUUGCCUUAUUUAGAUGUGGUGCGACAUACGAAGGACGCACAUCCAGAAUAUCCUAUAUUUGUAUACCAAGUCUCGGGAGAAUACGCUAUGCUGUAUCACGGUGCACAGAACGGCGCAAUCAACUUAGAGAAUGUAUUAAACGAGAUAUUACUGUCUAUGAGAAGAGCAGGCGCUGAUUGUAUUAUAACAUAUUUUACGCCAUUGAUUUUGGAUAUGUUGCAACCAAAAAUACGCAGAUUUUCGCACGAUAGACAAAUCAAGCCGAUAAUAGCAAGUUAUCCGCACUCGAGUCGGUCAGCAAUGUGUAUCGAUUUCAUUCGAUAAGCGGUAGAUAAAGUGUUAAUCUAUUGUCAGAGAUAAUGGGUGGAUAUAUUUAGACUAAAAGGUAAAACAAUUUGUGUGUACGUCGAGAUGGGCAAUCAAGAUAGAGUAAAUCGUUCGAUCUGUGAUUAUUUUUUUCUAAAAUCACAAGAUUUUAACAGAUUUUAAAUUAAUUUUUUAAUACUUAAGAGAUUUGAGUA
Linepithema humile (Argentine ant) is the source of this 1472-nucleotide messenger RNA. It is a transcript of the gene Pbgs, whose product is annotated as Porphobilinogen synthase. The record is from RefSeq and is a predicted model, not a curated record. Gene Ontology annotation, cellular component: cytosol. Gene Ontology annotation, molecular function: zinc ion binding; porphobilinogen synthase activity. Lineage: Eukaryota; Metazoa; Arthropoda; Insecta; Hymenoptera; Formicidae. Gene Ontology annotation, biological process: heme biosynthetic process.